This is a messenger RNA of Acaulospora morrowiae, 165 nucleotides long. The record is from the annotation of a GenBank genome assembly. Lineage: Eukaryota; Fungi; Glomeromycota; Glomeromycetes; Diversisporales; Acaulosporaceae.
GUUAACCCUGAGACGCACUACUUCAUUCUGUUCAAAGAACCACGCCCUGCAUAAAUGCGCCGAUAUUAAAUUACAUGAAUUUACAGAACGGAUUAUAAAGAACGAGGGAUUAAAAAAUGUACCGAUAAACAUCGUUUUACAGUCUCCAUUCCUUCCCCUGACAAC